Molecule: messenger RNA, 2774 nt
Organism: Lactuca virosa
Lineage: Eukaryota; Viridiplantae; Streptophyta; Magnoliopsida; Asterales; Asteraceae
Source: the annotation of a GenBank genome assembly
CGUCUAGGGAAUUGUCUUCUACGCACCCAGCUUCAACAUUGGCUGCUGUUGGGUGGCUCAUUUCACAAAAGAAAGCAUUAGAUGAUUGAUAAUUCCUAUGCUUAGUUUUGUCUCCUUUCAAUAUACACACAGUGGCACACCUUUUUCUGCUCAUCUUCCUUAUUCUUCUUCUUCUUCUUCUACACUCGCAUCCGUCAAGAUCACCUUUUGAGUUAAUAUUUCUUGAUUCAGUUGCCAGAAUUGAAGUAUUUGAAGCAAAUUCAUACGAUCUCAGUUCAAACUGUUUGUACCCAGCUAAGGUGACUUCAAAAUUGACUAAUCUUUCUUUCUCCAGAUGCAAAGUUUCAAGAAUCUUAAGCAAACCCUUUUGAUUUCUCUUGAAUUUAUUUGUACCCAUGAUUCUCUUUUUCAAGAAAGAUGCCAAUUGACCAUUCCUUCUCUCUCUAGACACCAAAAUUUGAGAAUUUAAAGCAUACCCAUUUGAUUUCUGUUAAAAAAGAUGCUAUCUUGAUAGAUUGGUUUCCAAUUUGAGCCCUUUUUCCUCAAAAGUACCAAUUCAUAGCCAUUAGUAAUCAGGAUUUUGGGGAACAUGAAUUGAAGCUUGAUGGAUGCUCGUUCUACUGUAUAUCUCUAAAUUCUCUGUAAAUUAUACUGUUUUUUUAGUUUGAUGAACAAAUUCUUGUUGAUAUAGUGAUAGGUAUAGAUCAAUUUGAUUCUUAGAAUGUUGUUUCACAAUUAUACAUGCGGGUCAAAACUGCUUCUAGCUUUACCCGAUGAUAUCUUCGCGGUUGUAACUCGAUCUCUCACACCCAGAGACGUGUUUAACCUCUCCAUCUGUUGCCGGAGUCUGUAUGCUCUUGCGAGCUCCGAUAAAGUAUGGUUAACACAAUGCGAAUUGCUUGGUGUAAUCCCCCAUCGAGAUCUUAUCGAGUGGCGAAAAGGGGUUAAUUCCUACAAAUCCCUUUGUAGGUUUCUCAUUAAUGUUCAACCAAUAAUCGGGAUUUGGGUUCACCAAAAUCCCGAACUAGGAAAUGUCGUUUACGUCAUGCCUGGUUUCAUCUCCGUUGUCGGAUGUCGAAUCAUUCCCCAAGAGCUCGGACUUUUAGGAAUCGAAGAAGGCCCGAUUUUAUGGUCACCCGUAUUUGAAAUCCUCGGGAAUGUCGAUGGAUCAUCUGUGUUUCUUCUUCACGGAAGAGAGCGGGAAAACAAUUAUAUAUAUCCAGGCUCCAUGAAAACUGUAGACAGAAACUGUAAUGUGUUAUUGCUUGAAGUUGAACCUCGACAGCAGAAAGACGGGGGUAAAUUAUUCCAUAGCAAGAGCUUUGCUGGAAACACAGUCGAUAAGGAGUUUUCAAGAAAGAUUUGUCCAUCUGAACGUGGGGUUUCCAAAUCCCAAAGGUUUCAUGGACAAAAGCCACCUGUCCCAUUCAGUAAAUUAGCAUUUGGUGACAGAAGGAAGCUAAUUGAAAUCGUUACAAGUCAAAUUCGAGUCAAAGUGCCACAAUCAGCAGAAGGGUUUUCAUUUCCAUGCUCAGAAUCUGAAGAUUUUAGUAGAUUAACUGAAAGGCGAUCAAGGGUAAUGCAAAUGUAUAGUGAUAACGGGUUGGAUCCAGAUCCAACCCAAUCAGAUUUGGGUGAAAUUAGAAAGUUUCUUGAUCGAUCUACCGGGUCUACCCGUGCUCAAUUUCAUCGAGACAUAUAUCGGAUGCAGAGUUCAAAAAAGAAAUCACUCGUGGGGUAUUUCCUUGAUAGUUUCAAACACAUCAUCGGGAAAUCAAGCUCCAUCAAUGGCAGCCAUGAACAUUCGAAAAGCUCCGAGAACAAUAAACAAGUGCAAUUUCAAGAAUUUUUGAGAUCUGGAGAGACAAUAGGACUCACAUUACAUGCUUCAACAGCGCGACUAUCGUCUUAUCGUGCAUGGCCAAACAUGCACGAUAGCCGAUUCGCGCUGUACAAGCUGCCCCAACACGAGCCCGUGGCUGGCCAAGAGCACGCGGGCUUAUGGGGCGGCACUUUCGGAUGGCCGCCUGGGCGGCCAUCCGAAAACAAGCCAGGAAAAGCUUUGUUUUUCCUGUUGCUUUCAUAUGAAGAAACACAGGGGACACGUAGUCUCAUUGGGACAAAAAUCUUGGAAGGAACUCAUUAUGUUUUGCACCCGAAUGGGUCGCCUAUGUUUAUAGUGAACAUUGAUGAGCCUUCAGUUGAGCCAUUCCCAUGGGAGAGUGAUGGGGAGUCGAAUUUUCUUGAUUUGAAAGAGGCGUUUAGUGGUGAAGGGAUUGCGAAUGGAUACGGGUUUAGGUAUCCGGGAUCUAAACCAGGGUCGUUGUUUGUGUUUGAAGAUGGGAUGCUUGUGUUCAUGUGGAAGGAGUCUCGGGCUGUGUUGACUUUACAGAGGGUCAAUUUGCAAGAUCUUUUGAAGAAAGGCGAAAGGGUGCCUCCUCUUCCACCUAUUGCCAACUUUUCGUAUUUGACCAAGUCAUAUUCGAAUGUGUACGCGGGAUUCUCAAACGCCCCGAAUCACGCGUCUUCACCAAGGGGCUUUUUCGAGGAAGGGGCACAAGAGGAUGGAGUUGAAGAAAGGAGAGAAGUUGUAUUUACCCGAAACUCAGUGUCGGGGAUCCGUAUUAGAAGGGGAUAGGAGUUGAGAAUUCUUCAAUGUUAUAUUUAUGUGUUAAGUUAUAUGUAAUAAACAGCUUUUCAAUGCAUAUCUUACAUGUUGGUUACUUAGAAAGCUUGGUAAACAGUUAAAUCUAGGGUUAAAUGCAAGAAAUAGC